CACAAUGGGCUGAACUGUAAGUUUUAACGCACCAUGUAAGAAUGUGUGUGUGCGUGCGUGUCCGCGUGGUAAUAUGAAUGUGUGUGUAUGUACGUGUGUUUAGUUUUGAGUUUUCAGUCCUUGAAUGAUUCAGAUUGCGUGAUUUCAUUGGAAGGAGAAAGGAGACAUCUAAGCUUUCUGGUUUGCGCUGGGGUCCCCGGCGCAUGCAAUCAGAACCCCCUCAUGGGUGCUAUUUUGCUAUCACAGAAGCUCGUGAUUGGUCAACUACUGAUCAGAUGGUAUAGUUCCCCUCUGUCCCACACUGGCACCUCGCCACCCCCUUUCAGCUAAAACCCAAUCUCCGAUAAACUACUAAUAGCUAAACCACUUGGAAUAUAUAACACAACAAAUCAUAAACCCAGGAAAAGAACGGUACCCUCCCAAUGAGUUCCUAUUUUGUAAAUUCAACUUUCCCUGUUACUCUGCCCGGAGGACAAGAGUCUUUCUUGGGACAGAUACCGUUAUACUCCUCUGGAUACACGGAUCCUUUAAGACACUAUCCCGGAGCUGCAUAUGGAGCUACCAGUGUCCAGGACAAGUCUUACCCAUCUUAUUAUCACCAAACUAACAGUGGCUAUGGCCGGACAAAUACCGCUGGUAGUGCGUGCGAUUAUGCAGCAGCCAGUUUUUACAGAGAAAAGGACCCCGCCUGCGCGUUCGCCAGCCUAGAAGAACAUUCGCUUGUUCUAAGCCCAGACCAGCGGAAAUCAGACUCUACAGGGCAAAGUAAAAAUAUAUUCGCUGAUAACGAUGAACUGAAGUCGUCUGCACCAGUCUAUCCGUGGAUGCAAAGGAUGAAUUCGUGCAAUGGGACUUUUGGGAACACUGGCCGCAGAGGUCGUCAAACCUACACCCGAUACCAGACGCUGGAGUUAGAGAAAGAGUUUCAUUUUAACAGGUAUCUGACCAGGCGGCGUCGAAUUGAGAUUGCGCACGCACUGUGCCUGACUGAACGCCAGAUAAAGAUUUGGUUCCAGAACCGCCGGAUGAAGUGGAAAAAAGAAAACAAACUGAUAAACUCUUCACAAAACACAGCUGACGAGGAAGAAGAAAAGAGGACGGAAUAAUGGACAAGGAAAAGGAAAAAAAUGCAAAUGACUAGUGUGCAAUUGAAUAAAAUGGAGUUGCCUCUUUUUAAAAAUGUGCAGCAGUUUAGUCAUGCUAAGAUAUCUUGGUGUAGCAUUCCAAACGUUUAUCGCAUUUCCAUUUGUGAUUUUUUACUAUUUCGGGAAAACUAUAUGUUUGUGCCUCGUCUUCUCUUAUGACUAAGUACCGUGUCAAAACUAAUUGAAAUACGUGUCAUUCUCAUUAUGAUAUUUACGCAGUAUGUAAUUAAAAGGAAACUGCUCCUAACACA
This is a messenger RNA of Paramormyrops kingsleyae, 1396 nucleotides long. It is a transcript of the gene hoxb6a, whose product is annotated as homeobox B6a. The record is from RefSeq and is a predicted model, not a curated record. Gene Ontology annotation, molecular function: RNA polymerase II cis-regulatory region sequence-specific DNA binding; DNA-binding transcription factor activity, RNA polymerase II-specific. Gene Ontology annotation, biological process: anterior/posterior pattern specification; regulation of transcription by RNA polymerase II. Gene Ontology annotation, cellular component: nucleus. NCBI's taxonomy places the organism in Eukaryota, Metazoa, Chordata, Actinopteri, Osteoglossiformes, Mormyridae.